Sturnus vulgaris (Common starling) is the source of this 3930-nucleotide messenger RNA. The record is from RefSeq and is a predicted model, not a curated record. NCBI's taxonomy places the organism in Eukaryota, Metazoa, Chordata, Aves, Passeriformes, Sturnidae.
CGAGUCCCGGCCGCAGCAGCGUGGGCCAGGCGGUCAGGAUGUCCCAGGAGAGCCUCCUCGGGAUGGACGAGGGAGCGCUGCGGAAGCUACUGGAGGCCACACUGGACCUGGCUGAGCGGCGCCGCAUCCGCUCGGCUAUCCGGGAGCUGCAGCGGCAGGAGUUGGAGCGGGACGAGGAGACGUUGGCAUCCAAGCGCUUCCGCCCAGAACGCAGCAGCCGUCGACAGGACGACAAGGAGAACUGGCCACAGUCCCAGCGCCUGGAAGAGCAGCAGGCAGCCCUGACUGCCUUGUCUGAGCAGCUCGAAGCCAUCACCAGUGUGGAGGAACUGACAAAACUGCUGCGGGCAGCGGGUGAGUAUGAGGAGCGCAAGCUGAUCCGAGCUGCCAUCCGUAAGCUGCGGGCUGAGGAGAUUGAAGCUGCGACCCUGGCUGGAAAUGUGCAGAGCAGCCAGAGGGAUGGCAGCAAGAGUCCCCCCACUGUGCCUGGGGAAACGAAAAUUGUCCAGAGGGACAAUGCUGAAACACCGGCCCUUACUGGGAGUGAAGAGAGCUGUGGUGAGGGCAGCACCAAGCUUCCAGGCACAGACAAGAGCGGGGAGAGCAGCCAGCAGGAUGUUGCAGAGCCAGCACUGGCUGGGCCAGAGGAGAGUGGAUACAGGGAGGCUGUGGAGCAGACCCCUGCCCAGGAGCCCAAAGGCUCAACGGCCCACAAGCAAGAGGAUGUGGUGGAGCAGGAGCAUGUCCGAGCUAGGAGGCCCGAGCUGUGCAGCCAGCAAGCGGGAGACCCCCAGAAACCCAGUGCUCAGGGGACCCUUGUGCUCCUGGAGCUGCAGCCAACCCCAGAGCCCAAUCCAGAGCCUGAGGAUGGUGGUGAGGACCUGCAGCAGGGCCAGCCCCAGGGGCAGCCCCAGGCAGCCUGGAAGGAAGGAAACCUGGGUAGUUCUGCCAGCACCCCAGAGCCCAGUGUGGCACAAAGCCCCAGAGGGGAGCAACUCAUCCCAGGCCAGCCCAGUGCUGGCAGCCAGCUUCAUAUUGGAGUGCACUGCCAGGUGCUGGGGCCAGGUGGGAGACAUGAGAGGCCAUCAGUGGCAUCAGUGCCCACUCAGGAGGUAAUGGGGACCCCGGCUCGCCUGAAUACUCACCGGUGGGAGCUGGCGCCCUCCUCCCUUUGCCUUGCUGGCCCCACGGGUAAGAUCCUAGUAGGGGGCUGCCUCCAUCCUCUGCUUCUCGGUGGCGGGAUGUCCCUGGUGGAGCCUGGGCAGAGGGAGCCCCGCACGGCCCCGCCGGCGCCCGCUCAAAACGCGCGGGGCAGCGGCGGCGCAGAGCAGCGCCCGGCCCCGCGCCCCGCCGGAUCCCGCCUCGACGCCAUGAAGACUUUCUUCACCAUCGAGAUCAAGGAUGGGCGCGUGCAGCCUCUGGCGCCCCGCAUCACGGCCGCCCCCGGCAGCCAGCGGGCAGAGGUGACUCUGGGUCUGCGGAGCACCCCCAUCCGUAUCACCACCAUCCCCAGCAGUGUCAGCAGCAUCUGCAACAUCAGCAGUGUCAGCAGCGAUGUCACCAAGGGCAGUGAACAGCUGAGCAGGCCUCGCCGCAGCGCCUGCACUGCCACCAUGCCGGGGCUCAGCUUGGAAGGGCUGGCGCAAGCUGGGGCGGCUGAGCUGGCAGAACUGCGGCAGGAGCUGGUGGCGUUCCGGGGGGCAGCAGAGGGGCAACUGGAGUGGGCUCUGCAGCGAGUGCAGACGCUGGCGCAGGCACUGCAGACAUUGGAGCAGGAGCACUUGGAGUUGCGGGCAGAGCUGGGGCGUCUGGGCCGCCGCCUUGAUCUGCUGGCACCAGGGCUGCAGACGCCCCCCGGGGAGGACAUCAGCACCCUCUUUCUGGAAGCACAGGACCCUUGCGCCCACUUUGAGGGCACUGAGGAGCCCAGUGGCCCUGUGGCCCAUCCACCCACUUUCUCCAGUACACGCCAGCAAUCGGCCCUGCAUCUCUCCCGAAGCAACAGCAGCAUGGAGCCGGAGGUGGUGGAGCAGCACCAGGCACCAAGGCGAGAACCAGAGCUGACAAACGGCAUGGAGAAGGUGCAAGUGAGGGAGGUGGAGAAAAGGAGCAAGCUAAAUGUCGAGGAGCUGAGCAAGAUUGAGGAUGAGGAUGUUCUGGAUAAGAUGCUGGAUCGGACAACAGACUUUGAGGAGCGACGGCUGAUUAGAAAUGCCAUGCGGGAGCUGCGCCAGCGCAAACGAGACCAGCGGGAGAAGGAGCGAGACCAGCGGCUGCAGGAGGCUAGGAGCCAAUCUGUGGCAGGAAGGGCUGGCCACGCCACAGAGACCACCACCAGGCAGAGCACUCAGUCAGCCGAUGGCUCGGCAUGCAGCACCAUCACCAAGACUGAGCGUCUUGUCCAGUCUAGUGAUGGCACCAAGACUUCCCAUACUACAACCAUGGAGUCGAGUUAUGUGAAGAGAUCAGACAAUGGCAACAGCACUUUCGUUCAAACAAAAUCAUCCUACAGCUCCUCAUCCAAAAAGACAGGCAGCAUUUUUGACCGUGAGGAUGAGAGUGCUUCUCGGCAGAGCAGCCUGGCCGCACUGGAGCGGCGUCAGGCAGAGAAGAAGAAGGAACUGAUGAAAGUGCAGAGCCUGCCCAAGACAUCAGCCUCACAGGCACGCAAGGCCAUGAUGGAGAAGCUGCAGAAAGAGGGUGGGAGUUCAAACCCUGCAGCAUCACAGACCACUGUGCAGCGCUCUUCCAGCUUUGGCGUGCCAAAUGCCAACAGUAUCAAACAGAUGUUGCUGGACUGGUGCAGAGCCAAGACCCGAGGCUAUGAGCAUGUGGACAUCCAGAACUUCUCAUCCAGUUGGAGUGAUGGCAUGGCCUUCUGUGCCUUGGUCCACAAUUUCUUCCCUGAUGCAUUUGACUACAGUAAGCUGACACCCCAGAACCGCCGCCAAAACUUCGAGGUGGCCUUCUCUUCUGCAGAGAAGCACGCGGACUGUCCACAGUUGCUGGACGUGGAGGACAUGGUCCGGAUGCGCGAGCCAGAUUGGAAGACGCUGGUGGACUGCGUGCCGCUGGUGGAGGUCGAAGACAUGAUGAUCAUGGGGAAGAAGCCUGACGCCAAGUGCGUCUUCACCUACGUGCAGUCCCUCUAUAACCACCUCCGUCGCCAUGAGUUGCGCAUGCGGCAGAAAGAGUGCUAGAGCCUGCCCUGCCUGCCUCCACUGCUGCUCUCACCCCAGAGCUGCCUGUGGGCAGGAGAGCUGCUUGCCUGGGAGGGUCUGGGGGGCCAUGGGUCUGGCACUGGGGAAGGAGAACUCUUCCACCAGGGUACCCCCACACCUCUGCCUUGGCAGAGCUGCUUCUGCCUUGGCCAGCUGUAGGCUGACCCUGUGGGCAGAGCCAGGUGGGUGUUGCUGGAGGUGCUCCCACCUUGGCUUGCCCCCCAUGCUCCAGCCUUUUAAGUUAUUUGUUCUCCAGGAAUUAUUUGUCCUGCAGGCACCAUCCCGAUGUCUCUGGGGUGGCCUGGGCACAGCUAUGCAGUUCAGCCAGGGUCAUAGUACAUCCAGCAGGCAGCAUCUGUCAGUGGUUCCCUUGGCCCUCUGCAAGGCAGCCUCUCUGCCCACUGCAGGCCCUACUUGGUGUCACCUCCCUGGGGACAGCUCCACAACCGUGCCAACACCCUGCUUCCCACUUCCACGUGCACCUGGGGCACUUCCACACUGGGAGCACCUAUGGGCUGGGGAGGAGGCAGUGGCAAGGGGUCCCAGGGGAGUGCAAGGCAAAUAAAGCAAGCUGGGACAACUACCCCCACUCUUCUCUCCAGCUCAGGGCACCCACGUGCUCAGCGCUGCUCGCCCCUCUGUCACAUUUCUACACCCGCGGUGACAUGUGUACCAACACUAGCCAGACAAUAAAGGUUUAUCUAGGGAA